GUGGUUAUCGCUGUCGCCGGUAGCGGUAGAUUCUUGCUUUGAGUACUAUCUGGGCAGCGGUUGCAUGUAGUGUGUAGGGUUUUCUGAGGGGUGCUCUGUUUUUCUCCCAUAUUCAAAAUACCUGAUGUCCCUAACUUGCUCCCAAUCUGAGUUAAAUGUAUGCGCCACGCAAUGAUGUAGCGCUUUGUGCGAGAUGUAAUCCUGCCUUGAACCCCGAUUCUGACAAAUCAGCCGAACUCUUAAGAAUAAACAUCGUUCUUGUUACUGUACUUCAGACAUUUUUACAGUGAUUUUUAGAAGAAGUGAAAUCUCAUUGAACAAACAACACUCAACGAGAAAAUUCGAUUCUUUAACCAGGACUGUCCUGAGGUGCAUCUACCAUCGUUUGUCUUCACCCUUACAGGUUAAGAUGCUGUGGGGUGGGCAUGUUUGGCAGCUCACCUUCUUAGCAAGGGGGAUCUGACGCCGCGGAAGAUGGACAAGUGUAAGCAUGUUGGCCGGCUUCGGCUGGCUCAGGACCACUCCAUCCUCAACCCGCAGAAAUGGCACUGCGUGGACUGUAACACCACCGAGUCGGUGUGGGCCUGCCUCAGCUGCUCCCACGUAGCCUGCGGCCGCUACAUCGAGGAGCACGCGCUCAAGCACUUCCAGGAGCAGAGGCACCCGGUGGCGAUGGAGGUCAACGAGCUCUACGUGUUCUGCUACCUGUGCGACGACUACGUGCUGAACGACAACGCCAUGGGAGACCUGAAACUGCUGCGCAGCACGCUGAGCGCCAUCAAGAGCCAGAACUACGAGGUCACCACCCGCAGCGGCCGCACCUUGCGCUCCAUGGCGACCAACGACGACAUCUCGGCCGGUAGCGUGCAGGAGCUGCUGCGGGACGAGGACCGCAUGUUCACGGCUCUCUGGCACCGGCGGCGGUCGCUGAUCGGCCGGGUGUUCCGCGGCUGGUUCGAGUUGACGGCCGGGGGGCAGCGGCGUGCCGCGGAGGAGAGGCUGAGGGAGGAGGCGGAGGCCCGGAGGAGGGAGCUGAGGGAAAGGAGGCAGGAGCUGAAGCGGCGGCAGAAGGCGGAGCUGGAAAGCGCCCCACCCAGGAAGAGCAGCCGCCUUCGGAAGCAGAGCCGGCAGAGCGGCCCUCCCCCGGCGUCCCGCAAGACCGUUCGCCGGAUUUUCGGCAGGGCCUCGGGGGCGCAGCGGGCCGGGGGGCGAAGGCGAGCUGCCCCCGCGCCUCACAGGAAAGUGGGCAAGAUGGACACGGGGAAAACGAAACCUCCCACCUCGACUACUGCCUCUACCUCGUCUGAUGCAGGUAUGAAGAAGCCUGGGGAUUCCCCUGUCAAACGGAGACCCACAGUCACCCCCGGCGUGACCGGACUGCGCAAUCUGGGCAACACUUGCUACAUGAACUCCAUACUCCAGGUGCUUAGUCACUUGCAUAUCUUUCGGGAGUGUUUCCUGCAGCUUGACCUUAACCAGGACCUGGACUUCCUUGCCAGCGCUGCCAAUGGGAACUCUCGACCGGCCCUGUGCAAGCUCGUAAUGCGCAACGGUAAGGGGGGGGAGUCCCCGUCUCCCACCUCCAAGAGGAGUUUGUUAGCGGGCCUAAGUGGAGGCGCUUCUAGGACUAGGAACAUGGAGCUGAUCCAGCCCAAGGAGCCCAGCUCCAAACACAUCUCCCUGUGCCACGAGCUGCACACCUUGUUCCAGGUGAUGUGGUCAGGAAAGUGGGCGCUGGUGUCUCCGUUUGCCAUGUUGCACUCUGUAUGGCAUCUCAUCCCUGCCUUCAGGGGUUAUGCCCAGCAGGACGCGCAGGAGUUCCUCUGUGAGCUUCUGGACAAGGUGCAGCAGGAGCUGGAGACCACGGGCAGCCUGCAGCCUGCCCACGUGCCGGCUUCACAGAGGAAGCUCAUCAAAAAGGUCAUGAAUGUUGUCAACACUAUCUUUCACGGGCAGCUCCUGAGCCAGGUGACGUGUCUUGCCUGUGACAAUAAAUCCAAUACCAUUGAGCCCUUCUGGGACUUGUCACUGGAGUUUCCAGAGAGAUACCAUUGUAAUGGAAAAGAGACGUCUGCGCAGUAUCCUUGCUUGCUGACAGAAAUGUUGGCCAAGUUCACAGAGACCGAAGCCUUGGAAGGAAAUAUCUAUGCCUGCGAUCAGUGCAACAGCAAGCGGAGACGAUUCUCCUCGAAGCCGGUCAUCCUCACUGAAGCUCAGAAGCAGCUCAUGGUUCACAAACUGCCUCAGGUCUUGAGACUGCACCUCAAGCGCUUCAGGUGGUCAGGCCGCAAUCACAGAGAGAAGAUUGGGGUUCAUGUCAGCUUUGAUCAGAUAUUAAACAUGGAGCCUUAUUGCUGUAGAGACUCUACAGGGAAUCUCAAGCCGGACUGCUUCAUAUAUGAAUUAUCAGCUGUGGUAAUGCAUCAUGGAAAGGGAUUUGGCUCAGGUCAUUACACUGCCUAUUGCUACAACACAGAAGGAGGGUUCUGGGUGCAUUGCAAUGACUCCAAGUUAAACAUCUGCACUGUGGAUGAAGUUUGCAAGGCACAGGCCUACAUCCUGUUUUAUACCCAGCGGUUUUCUCAGGACAAAGGAAAAUCCCUUUAGAAGAUGCCCCCCAAGGCCAGUCUCCAACACCAGCACCACACUGCAACAGAUCUGCAUCCAAAACAUCAGCACACCCAAAGACCUUUGUCUUGGGGAUAUUUUAUGGACUUUUUUUGUAUUUUUUUUCAUAAAUACUGGAUACAUGUUUUAAACAGCUCCUCUUGUGAAUUUGUGUACAUGAUGUUUAUAAUGCUUUGUAUCAAAUUUGUAAACUUUUUAAAAAAUAAUAGUGUACAGUAAUUGAUUUUUGAAAGCAAUUAGAAAAACACUGAGAUGCAUGUGGCAAAUGUUAAAGACCUUGGAAAUCUAACAGUCAAAUCUCUGUGUGGUUUGGGCAGUUUCAAAUUCUUUCUUGCUUUAAGUAUUGUUCAAAGCAUUCAUUUCAUGAAUUUUACAAUGCAUUCAAAACAUAUCAAAAUACUUGCCUUAUAGCUAAACAAUCUAAUUUACUGUGAACUUGUAAAUUGCAGAAAGUGCAGAAAGUCUGGAAUAUAGGUUAUGUUUCAAGCCCCUAACAUUACUUAUUAUUUUGUUACAAAUGUGUAUUGGGAUUCAUCACUUCCUUUUUGCAUAAAAAAAGUUUUACUAUGGAGAUAUACUAUGUUGCACUGCAGAUGGACAGUAUUCUGCCAAGGGAAUAUAGCCCUGCAGUGCACCUAAAACAGUAAUUAAUGUAAGAAUGUUGAUUCCUUGUUUUUAAACCAAAGUAUUUGGUAUUUUAGACUGUUUUAUAAAAUGUCUGGGAGGGUUUACUGAUGCGAAUGUCUGAGCUUGUUUAAGAUGGCAGCUUUGUUUCUGCCAGUAAUGUCCAUAGUAUUGUUUCAUUGUGAAUAGUUUCCCUUGUUCUUUUAGCCAGUUUUUUUUAUAAUUGCACAGUGCAAACGUGCAUUUGAUCUUGGAUACGUUUCAGUAAGAUCAAAUUGACUUGCAGAGUGUUAGUGGCAUUUCAGCAUGCUAACAGGACCAUACACAAGAUGAAAUAAAAUGUCAUUGUAAUCCACAUUUUUUCUGUCUUCACCCUUUCCCAAUUUUCUGAUUACAAUAAUUAUUUUUAAUAUUAAGAAUGAGGAUGACUAGUUUUUGAAAGUUCAUUAAAAGUUCCAUAAACAUUUGCACUUUAAUACCAGAAGAUAGCACCCUCCAUCCUCUUUAAUAACAUCUAUUGCUACCAAACUGAUGUUGGAUAGCAGUAGCUAUGAAGAGUGCCCUUCAUGAACAGCUUUUUUUGUCUUCUGAGUUGUCGGAGAAAUGAAUUAGUCCACCAUUGUCAUAAUCUUUAAUAAAGGCCAACUUUUCUCUUCAGUCUUAAGCAUUAUACGGUACAUUACUUUUGUCUUUGGUUUUCAUUGCAGACUACAUUGUGAAAGCAUUUAGAAUUCGUCAUAACACCACACUUUCAUUAAAGCAUGGAUGUGUUGGCUUUAGUUGCGGUAAAUUCCACAGGGCCUGGACAAUUCCAAAAAGUUCCAACUUUCUUGCUUGUGUUGAUUAAAAAUGCAUGUCUCCCAAGUAUUACCUACAGAAAAAGCUUUCAUUUCAGGAGGGUUGGACUUUCAUACUGAUUUAGCUUGGCAAUUUCAGAAAAAUGAAUGUGGGUAUGAUGUAUAAAACGUUGUUUAAUUUUAAUUUUCUCUUGUUACAUGCUGGAAGGUGUGAAGCACAUUUGAAGGAUGUAGCUCCGUUUCGCCAUUGAUUUCCAGUCUGGUUCUUUUACACAUCAGCAGUUAACUAGGAACAGUCAAGCACAGCAUUGUAAUAUUAGAUUUUUCCAAAUGUUUGUAAAAAUUAAAGUGUUUAGUAUGUUUUCUGAUGUAAAUUUAUGGAAGUAAUACUAUGCAAAUUGUUACCUCAAUCUUUAGAGAAAUUUACCUCAAUAAAUGAGAAUAUUUUUACAUUUUUUUAA
Lepisosteus oculatus (spotted gar) is the source of this 4510-nucleotide messenger RNA. It is a transcript of the gene usp44, whose product is annotated as ubiquitin specific peptidase 44. Gene Ontology annotation, cellular component: cytoplasm. Gene Ontology annotation, molecular function: cysteine-type deubiquitinase activity; zinc ion binding. NCBI's taxonomy places the organism in Eukaryota, Metazoa, Chordata, Actinopteri, Semionotiformes, Lepisosteidae. Gene Ontology annotation, biological process: protein deubiquitination. The record is from RefSeq and is a predicted model, not a curated record.